Mizuhopecten yessoensis (Yesso scallop) is the source of this 3174-nucleotide messenger RNA. RefSeq names its product delta(24)-sterol reductase-like. Gene Ontology annotation, molecular function: Delta24(24-1) sterol reductase activity; FAD binding. Gene Ontology annotation, cellular component: membrane; cytoplasm. Gene Ontology annotation, biological process: steroid metabolic process. Lineage: Eukaryota; Metazoa; Mollusca; Bivalvia; Pectinida; Pectinidae. The record is from RefSeq and is a predicted model, not a curated record. The transcript is spliced from 8 exons. Bases 72 to 1643 code for a protein of 523 amino acids.
GUGGAGUCUACUAGUUGUUUCGUUUUGGAAAGUGGACCGAUUGUAGAAGCUUUAAUAAGAGAGCCGUUACCAUGGCUAUCGAGUUUUCACUGGAGAGCGCUCUCUGCGUUGGUAUCUCGGCUAUAGUAUCGCUGAUAGCAUGGAUUAACUAUCGAGGUCUAGAAUAUGUCAUUAAAAAUUACCGUUGGGUGUUCGUCUGUCUGUUCCUGUUGCCAAUGUCGGUUGUCUACGAUUUCUACAUGUACUUUCGAAAUUGGAUCGUCUUCCAGAUGAAUUCGGCCCCAAAACAACAUGACAAGAAAGUGAAAGAUGUUCAACGACAGGUUAAGGAAUGGGUUAGUGAUGGCUGCACGAAACAAAUGUGUACUGCUCGUCCAGGGUGGAUGACGAUCAGCUUUCGACAAGGUCUCUACAAACAAAGCAGUCGUAAGAUAAAAGUAAACUUGGUUGAUAUCCUGGAAAUUGAUUCUGCCAAUCAGACGGUCCGAGUUGAGCCACUGGUCAGUAUGGGUCAAAUUUCUGCUUUCCUCAAUCCCCUUGACUGGACUCUACCUGUUUUACCAGAGCUGGAUGAUCUCACGGUGGGUGGUCUGAUAAUGGGAGUAGGUAUAGAGACAUCCUCACACAAGCAUGGCCUAUUCCAGCACUGCUGUGUGGGCUAUGAGCUGGUCCUAGCAGACGGAACUCUAGUCACUUGCUCAGCGACACACAACAAAGAGCUGUUUUACGCUGUUCCCUGGUCCUACGGUACACUUGGCUUCCUUGUUUCUGCGGAAUUGAAAAUCAUUCCAGCAAAAACUUUUGUACGGAUGGAGUACAGGCCUGUAUACACAACUGAUGAUAUGAUUGAAACUUUUGAAAAGGAAACCAUGAAAAAACGUGACAACCAGUUUGUGGAAGGCCUGGUAUACUCUAACAACACUGCUGUUAUUAUGACAGGAAACCUCACAGAUGAAGCUGAUUUCGAUAAGAUUAAUCCGAUUGGUUAUUUCUGGAAGCCAUGGUUUUUCAAGCAUGUAGAAGAUUUUUUGAAAAAAGGGCCAGAUGUGGAAUAUAUCCCUAUCAGGCAUUACUACCACAGACACACACGGAGCAUCUUCUGGGAACUACAGGAUAUUAUUCCCUUUGGCAACCACCCAGUAUUCCGCUAUCUGUUUGGCUGGAGUGUACCACCGAAAAUUUCCCUGCUGAAGCUCACUCAAGGGGAGACAACCAAACGUAUGUACGAGAAAUACCAGAUUAUUCAGGACAUGUUGGUCCCUAUGACUUCACUCAAGGAGGCCCUUGGUGUCUUUCAUGAAGAAAUCAAGAUGUACCCUCUGUGGCUGUGUCCCUUCAAACUGUUCAACAAUCCUGGAAUGGUUCACCCAAAAGGGAAUGCCGAUGAAAUGUAUGUGGACAUUGGAGCCUAUGGUUCUCCCAAAGCUAUUAACUUUGAUGCCAUUCCAUCUACACGGCGACUUGAGGCUUAUGUUACAAAAGUCAAUGGAUUCCAGAUGCUGUAUGCAGACACCUACCUAACAAGAGAAGAAUUUCGCAAAAUGUUUGACCACACCCUGUAUGAUGUAAUGAGGGAUACACUUGACUGUGAGAGGGCCUUCCCCGAAGUUUACGACAAGAUCAACCGUAAAGUUAGGACAUAGUCAUUCAAGCUGGGUAAAAAGCUUGUACACAAUGGAAGCUGUUCUGAAAAAUUCUCUGGCAUAACUCAUUUACUUAGUAUAUGAAAUAGUAACUCAAUACCUACAUACACAUGCAAAAGUGUUAAGAAUGUCAUGAUUCCAGAUGAUGAAUUCCAGGUCUCAAUUUCUUAAAAAAAUAAUUUUUAACUUGUAUGUAAAUUUUCCCAAAACUAAUUUUGGCAUGUAAUCUAAAUCAUAAGAUGUUAUUUGGCAGAUUUUCAUACAAGGAUUUCAGAGUAAUAUAUUUACACAGUAAAACCCCGCUAACUCUGGGGAUCAGAUCAAUAGUUCGAGGAAUACAUGGUAUCCAACAAAUCCGAGGUUCCACCGACAUCGUCAUGCUUUGAUCAGAUGGGACAGAAGUCAGUACGAGCACUAAAUAUCGAAGAUAGUAGAUGAUCUUAGAAAAAAAAAGUUAAGUAAAGACGACAACAUUAAAUAAGAUGCAAAAUUGCUCAAUAAAUGAAACAAAAAGCUGAUGGUAUUAAGAAGGAAGUAACAUAAAGGAGUUGUACAUGUAACGUACUUGUAGUUACCACUGGCAGACAGACCGCAUACUGUAUUUAGUUAUGUUACUUGUACAAAGUCUCAAAACGAGAGGAACUCUUUGAUCAUUUUGAAAUGAAGAAAAUCUGGAAUCACUGUUAUACUGCUGAUUGAUAACGAAAUUAACAAUCAUGAUGUAUUCAGUUUUGAAUGUCUUUAAAGAUGGUUGAGAAUCCGCUAUGUGAUUUCCAUUAAUACAAAAAAAUGUAUUGCCCUGCCGAAAUAUGGUUUUACACACCAAGUGAAUUAACACUUUCGCUAAAACAUGGAUGUUAAACAGUGUCAGGAAAUAAUAAAUACAUAUAUGCACACAGCAUGAUAAUGCAGAUACAACAGGGUAACGGUACAGGUAUUUAAUGAUACUGUCGCUUAUAUUUCAGAGAUAACGUUCAUAUUCAUCAUUACCGACACGAUAAUGAAGUUGAGAUUGGGCUAGAAUAUUCCUCUGUAUUUCAUUCUGUACAUUCCAAGUACAUUGUAUUCCAAUAUUGAAAUAAUUAUUUAAGUGAGAAUUAUGAAAAAAAAAAGCAUUCGUUUGUUUCUCUGAUAUUUUAUUGCUUAAAAGCGUGGUUUAUAUUUAUAUCCUAUAACAUAUUUGUAUGUUAUUUAUCGUCUAACAAAUAUUGUAUAUUUACUGGGAAGUUAACAAAAAUAGCCAUAAAAGUUUGGAUAUUUUGUUUUGGAGUGGGACAAACUCAUGUUCACUAGACAAAUCCAUGUACAUUGUUUAAUGUAUAUGUUUACAGACAAAUUAAAGUACAUGGUAUAUGUUUAUAGACAAAUUAAAGUACAUGGUAUAUGUUUACUAGACAAAUCCAUGUACAAAAUAUACAUCUAAGAUGAUCUUAUUUUUUCACUAGCACUUCCAUGUAGAAGGAAUAUGUUCACUAGACAAUCCAUGUACAUGGUAUAUGGUAUAUGUUCACUAUACAAAUCCAUGUACAUG